GAAUUUGGCAACAGGUGGUCACGGCUGAUGAUGACUAUGAUCCGCCCCGUCAGUCGAGCCGUGAUCAGGUAACGGAAGGGUGUACGGGGCAUGGACGGGGCAUCACAGCUGUGUUCUGCCGCAUGAGAUGGAUUGCACUCCUUAAUUUGGUGUUUCUGAUGAGUCAUGAAACACACUAUAAUUAACAUUUUUAGCAAUAACUAGAAAUGGGUAUCGUUAGUUUUGUGGGUGAGAACUAAUAGAAGUGGACUGACAAGUGUAGGAGAAUUUGAUUACCUGUGGACAUGCAUCUUGUUCACUCACCUGGUUAGCCCAUACAUUCUCUAUAGCACGACAAGGAAAUGCAGUAGAAAGUAUGGGUAUCGUUAGUUUUGUGGGUGAUAACUUAAAGAAAUGGAUUGACAAGUAUAUGAGAAUUUGAUUACCUGUUAAUGCACCUGGUUUACUCACCUGGUUGGCCCAUUCAUACUCUCCAGUGCGACAAGGAAAUACAGCAGAAAAAGUUGUGUGGGGCAAAAUGAUAUGAAUCCACAGUAAAAUCCAAUGCAUGUGAGGGAAGUGAUGCAAACAGCUGUUUUCUCACCUGGUUGGCCCAUACAUUCUCUAUAGUGCGACAAGGAAAUGCAGUAGAAUAAGUUGUGUGGGGCAAAGUGAUAUGAAUCCACAGUAAAAUCCACUGCAUGUGAAGAAAGUAAUGUCAGAAAGGAGACAGUUGAUAUUCUAGCAUGGCAAGAAGACGGCAAAUCAUCUCAGCGACAUGCGUGGUUCUGGCGGCCCUGGUGGUGGUGUGCCUGUGGCCGGGCCUUGCAGAGGGGUCGACAGACUUAUGCGGCAUCGAUCUUAAGGGGCAUUGCCACCAUAACCAGUCGGGGCUCUGUAACACCACUGGCAUCUGCGACCACCAACUGCGCCAGACAGAGUCGUUGACAUCAAAUCAGACUUCACCGAGAUGUCAGAUGAAUAAGGGUUUAGAAGAUUGUGGGUCUCUGCAGCCCUCAAGACGCUAUGCUGGUGAGAAGCCGCUGGUUGAGAUGCACCUGUACCACUACCAUACGUGGAUGGGGCAGCGCGCGGUUGUCAACUUUACCUUCCCAUCCCCAGACUGGCAUGAUUUGACAAUGCAGUACAAAAUCAACAGCAGUGAAGACCCUUUCUGUCGCCAGUUUAUCCUACGUGGUGUGAGCUUGCCCCUCCCUGACACACUGAUGUAUGACUGUGUGGCAUUCCUUGUACCUGAAGAAACUGUGUGGGAUGCUCAGCUCACUGUGAUCAGUGACAAAGGAGAGGGAAGGACCUACACGUUCAGGCUUCCGAGAGCUUCACAAAUAGAGACGCUGAAUAAGAGCCCUCAAGACUGGCAUGUGUUCUUCUACUUGCACUACGACUUCAUUGCCACGUCCUCUCAUCUGCCAGUCACUAUACAGGCAGAUUUCCAUGAAGUGUCUUACAACGUCUCCAUGGUGAAGUGUCUGGAUAAUGGAAGCCCCGAGUGUGACGAAUACUCUGUGCUGAGCUCCCUAGUUGAGCGCCCCAAAGAUGACACCUGGACUGUUAGCCUCCCCAUUUGGAGCAGCCCUGGCUUCUACGCUGUGACAGUACAGAUAGUGUCCCCUGACUGCCCUACAGAGACAGGCUGCUAUGUUUCAGUGUCUCCAAGAUUCGAAAUUGAACCAGGCAUGUUGGGCGUUUGGAUAACAGUUGGAAUGGCAUUUUUCUUGAUAUCCUUCUUGACGUUCCUGGUCUUCUUCAACCAUCGGCUGCAGGCCAAUAAGAGAAUACUGCAAGCGUUAAGGGAAGUGCAGCCAUCCGUGCUUCUGGUGUACUUGCCAGAGACUCAACAGCACUUGGAUCUCAUAAGCACGUUUGCCGACUUUCUGAAGAACUCUUGCCAUCUCUGCCCCUACCUGGUGGACCGAGAUGUGGGAGUUAAGGACCCAAACUGCUGGACCCGAGACAACAUUAUCAGUGCUGACAAGGUGCUGUUCAUAGUUCCCGGCAAACCUGAGGCAGAGAGCAUCACCCCCAUUAGAAACCAAUGGAUAAUUGCCCUCAAUUACCUCUCAGGGCAUCACUUUACAAUACGUCAGGUGACACGCAAGGUGGCAGUUGUGAUACUGCCUUCAAGUGGAAACAUACCAUGUGAGAUCUUGCAUGUGAGUCGCUUCAAACUGGUAGAUGAAAUCGCGCCUCUGGUGACGUGGCUUCAUACCGGCACGUGGCUGGACGAAAUGUUCCUCUGGAGGCCGCACAUCAGGUCUUCUAAUGAAAAUACUGCUCACACGUGGUCUGAGGUCAGGAAUGCUGCCCUGAGGACCUCACCCCCACUGAGAAUCCCCUCUGGAAACCACACUUGCUCAUUACCGGGCAAGGAUACUUUCUUCACAAACACCAAUGGCCAAGAUAUUCCCCUAAAGGAUGAUGUGAGCGUACACAGCGAGGAGGACUCUGGUGCAUCCAAGUGUGGCUCGCAUGUCACUGUGUCUGUCUUUGAUCCAGAUAUUCCCUCCGUAGACAAGCUGCACACCGAAGGCAAGGGCAGUGCAGCAUCCAUGAAUGAUGACCUGUCGGAAGACCUCUCAGACAGUGGUGAUGAGGAAGGGAUAUUUACUUAAGGGAUUUUUUUAAGUCUUCUAAAUAUAUCCUGCUAUAUAAAAGUAUUUAUUAUAACUUCAAAGAUUAUUUUUAUACUUGCUACCACCGGAAUGGAAGCAGUGUGCUGGUGUAGUUGCCCGCCUCACCACCUCAUGAUUUGUUUGAAAGGAGGCAACUCACCCCGCUGCUUUCCUUCCUUCCGUGAUGCUUCUUGGGGAAGGAAGGACACAGGGUGGGUUGCCUCUAUCCUUACAGACCCUGGGGUGUCAAGGCAGGCACCAAGGCCAGCACACUGCUUCCAGUCUGGGGCUGGGUGGUAAGCAACUUGUCUUAUCAUCGGUGUUUUUUUUUAUUUUAAGCAUGCUUGGUUUAUGUAUUUUCAUUUUGAGAUACAUAGGAAUGUAUAAGUUAGCAAAAUUCUAUCCAGUUGUACCUUAUGUUUUGGUAUGUCAAUACUGAAAUUGAAUUAUUGUAAGGUUAAUGUUAAGCAUACAAAAUUGCCUGAGCUAGUGUGAAAGCCAUACACACAUUGUUUCCCAAGUUAUGGAAGUGGCACAGUGGCCUGGUGCUCCCCCGUGGUGCAGUGGGUUGGACGCUUUACAGAACACAAGAAUCUGUGACUUGAGAGACUGAAGGCAAUUAGAUAAAUGAGUACACAGGUAAAUGAACUUGCAGAC
Molecule: messenger RNA, 3269 nt
Organism: Eriocheir sinensis (Chinese mitten crab)
Lineage: Eukaryota; Metazoa; Arthropoda; Malacostraca; Decapoda; Varunidae
Exons: 11
Coding region: 726-2612 (628 amino acids)
Source: RefSeq, a predicted model, not a curated record